This is a messenger RNA of Dioscorea cayenensis subsp. rotundata (Guinea yam), 1049 nucleotides long. RefSeq lists its product as uncharacterized. The record is from RefSeq and is a predicted model, not a curated record. The coding region runs from base 369 to 977 and encodes 202 amino acids. NCBI's taxonomy places the organism in Eukaryota, Viridiplantae, Streptophyta, Magnoliopsida, Dioscoreales, Dioscoreaceae. The transcript has a single exon.
CAUGACGAUGCUUCUUAAAAAAGCAUAAAAUUCUACCCUAGGUCCCUAACGGUACCCAUUCUUACGCAUAAAAUCAUUAUUUAAUAUAUAUAUAUAUAUAUAUCCCUUUUACUUGAAAUAAGCCAAAUAACUAGCUGACGAAUCAUAGCACAAUCCUUAUCCUUCUCAAAUACAAAAAUAGAAAAAUUAAAAAAAUAAAAUAAAGUUCAUAUCAAUCUCUAACGCUGACGUGGAUAAAAUCUCAAAAUAAAAACCAAAAAUCUAAAUUCCAAACAAUCACUAUAUAUAUAUAUAUAUCCAACCACACGAGAACGACGACUAGCUAGCUCCACACAAAGAAAAGAAAAGAAAAGAAAAGAAAAGAAAAGAUGGAGGAAAGAUCUGGACCGUUGAUCAUCGUAGCAAUGAAGGGUCAUCCAGGCACAGGCAAGAGCACCCUAGCUCGCUCCAUCGCCGCCUCUCUCCAUUGCCCUCUUCUCGACAAAGACGACGUUCGCGACGCCACUCUCCCUCUCGAGCUCCACCACCCAAUCUCCAUCCCCCUCCUCAACGAUCUCUCCUACUCCACCCUCUGGAACCUCGCCAACACCCAGCUCCUCCUCCGAAUCUCCCUCGUCAUCGACUCCCCUCUCUCUCGCCGAUCCCACCUCGAUCGCCUCCUUGAUCUCUCCCGCCGCCACUCCGCUCGCCUCAUCGUCGUUGAGUGCGUCGCCGGCGAUAUCGCUGAGUGGAAGCGCAGGAUCGAAACUAGGGUUGGGGAUAGCUGGCAUAAACCGAGGUCUUGGGAGGAGCUUCAGAGGUUGCUGCAAGGCUAUGGUGGCUGCACCGAUUAUGAUAUGGAUGGUGCUGAUGUUGAGAAGAUCGUCGUUGAUACAACCACCGGCGCCGAUGCCUCCGGCGCCGCCCUCGCCGCCGUCCUUCGGUUCAUCGGCUCUGCUCCUUCUCAGCAUGAGAAGAAGAUGGACUCUUCACACUGAGUAAAACUAGUUCUUUAUUUUUUUUUUCUUUAUUUGUUUUUUUUAAAAAAAGUAAAACUGGUUUUGGUUUUC